CUAUUGAUACUGUAAUAUUAUUUGCAAACGAAAUUUUCGAGCAACCGACACACAAUGAAUUCGUUUCAGCGUCAUAGAGUUUUGCCUUCGACAUCGAAUGACAAAUCCCCUAAAGUGGAAUCAAAAUAUUUCUGCCAAGCUUCAGAUAAUGAGAUCAAUAUAUCGCUCGAACUCAAAUCACCUUCCCGCUAUGUCAUCAAAACUCCUCUCUGUUUUGUUCUUGUUAUUGACGUGAGUGCUAGCAUGGAUGCACCAGUCGGAAGUGAAAGCAUCACACUUUUUGAUAGAGUGAAGAUGUUUGCUCAUAUGAUGAUUCAAUACUUAUCUAGUGAUGACUAUUUAGCAAUAAUUUCUUUUGCUAAAGAUGCAACACUUGAUAUGGGUAUAACAAAAAUGGAUGAGAAUGGAAAGGAUUCAGCGAAGAAAACUUUACUGCAUCUUCAACUGAGAGGUUUAACGAAUUUAGAGUCUGGUUUGACAAAAGCACUCGAGGAAAUCCAGAGGGCAAAAGAACAUGUUUUACAACAGAGCAAUAUAAGAUCCAGUAUUAUUCUUUUUACUGACGGAGUACCAACUUGCGGAAUAAUAGACGCCGAAGGAAUUAUUAGCAAGUACAAAUUAAUUGAAUCGUCAAUGCCAGAUGUAGGUCGUAUUUCGUUGUCAGCGUUUACCAUCGGCAAUUACAGAUCUGAAGUUCUUGCAGAGAUUGCAUCGAAUCUCAGCAAUGAAGCAUUUUAUUGGUUAGACGAAAAUCAAGAUUUUGAAGUUGAAAUGAUGAUUCCGUUCUUACUAAAAAAAAAGACACAUGUGAGCGAUGUUUGUGUAAAGUUACAAUCAAAUAAUGAGGUUUUCUUCAGUCCAACACGAACUUCAAAAGAUCACCUGGUAGAGGGGCAAACUAUGCACAAUCUGGAAUAUUUUUUACAUUCUCUUCCGGAUGAUAUGCCAAAAACGAUACCGUUACAUCUCGAGAUUCGAUCUGGGGUAUUGCUAUCGAUGCUGCACGGACAAAUUAUUUUGAAUGCGCAUAUUUCUUACUUGGAUGAAAACUUAGCAAAUGUGGAGUUUCAGGACACUAUUACAUUCUCCCAUUCAACUUUGUAUGAAAUUAUGUUUAAAACUCUUCCUUCGUGUGAAAUUCAAGCAAUCGGGUCUGGAACGCAAGCUUAUGCUGAGUCUAGUUAUUUCUUUACAUCCAAAAACAGUCAGACCGAAGAUUCUUGGCAGCAGGCUAAACAAGCAUUGGUAAAAAAUGUGCAAAUGACUUGCAUGGAUUAUACGAUUGAUGUCAUUCAAGAAGCACAAAAUCAAACUUGCAACAAUGUUAACAAAAUAGCUGUGGACAAGCUGCAGUCAAUUGAACAUGCAUCAGAACAAUUUGAAAAACUUGUAUGCGGUGACAAAAUUGCGCUGUAUAGUAUGAAUGAAUACUUGCAUAAACUCAAAUCUCACUUGGAGACAGCAAGACAGGCAGUGCUAGUCAAAAGCGGAGACAACUUUUCUCAACUUGCUGCAAUCUCUUCAGCAUUGAAAAAUGAGUGUCCUGGUACCGGCGGAGUAUCGGGCUUAAGAGAAAAGCACAACAUCUACGAUGAAUUAAACGAUUUACGGCAGGUAUUCAUCGAUGCAAAAGCCCGUCUUCGUAAAACAUCGCUAACCAAAGGGACCCAAAACUAUGCACGUAUGGCGGAAGUUCUCAAUGCAAUUUACGGAGAACGCGAUGGGGCAAUACAGAUGGAAUUAUUAGAGAAUGAUAACGUACCAACGUGGAUAUUUGAAAACAUUCAUUUUGUACUUGCUGAGUCUUAUGCAAAUAAGACUGAAUUGGAAAGCAAAAUUCAUAACUUGGGUGGAACUUCAGCGAAUUCACUAAAAAGCAGCAGAGGACGAAGAGUAUACGUGAUUUGCGCAAAAGACGGUCCUCGCAACAGACACAUACUUGAGGAAGCCCAACAAAAAGGAUUUCCUAUUGUACAUGAAAACUACAUCGAAGAAUGUGAAAGACAAAGGGAGCUUGUUGCAUGGUUUAAAUUUGGAAUGAAAUCGUUAUGAUUUUGUAGUCAAGAAAUGUCAGCUAGAACGUUUGAUUCAGUUAAAUUCUCAGUGUUUAUGAGUAAAUAAUCAUCUAUGUAGCAUAAUUUAAUUGACCAUUUUUUAAUGAGUACACUUACUUGUCAGUCAUGAUCUAUUUUGUUCCAAACUCAAGCUAGUGACAAGUUUCGUACUAAAACUUUAUUUGGGAAACCGUAGCUCAGUAUCAAACAUCCAUUGUUUGUUCUGUUGUUUUCUAAAAAUUGGCACUAUUGUUUAACAUUAUAUGUUCAACUAUUUGAGAGGCUAUAAAUUAGAAGUUGUAAAAUUUGAGAUAGCUCGUCAUAAAAAAUAUAACACUCGAAUCAAAAAUAUCCUAAUUUAUUGUUGCGUGUGGAUUUGGCAAUAUGUACCAUUUUUUCUUUGUUCUCUAUUAAGUGCUAUUUAUUGCAUCUAUGGGAAAGGUGUGGAUUUUACAAUUGCUAGAUACCAGAUUAUUUUUUAAAGAAUGUUUUAUAUUCAAAUAAUUACAUACGAUAAUACAUUUACAAUG
This is a messenger RNA of Styela clava, 2584 nucleotides long. RefSeq lists its product as uncharacterized. The record is from RefSeq and is a predicted model, not a curated record. Lineage: Eukaryota; Metazoa; Chordata; Ascidiacea; Stolidobranchia; Styelidae.